This is a messenger RNA of Beauveria bassiana ARSEF 2860, 1716 nucleotides long. Its product is annotated as tripeptidyl peptidase A. The record is from RefSeq and is a predicted model, not a curated record. Gene Ontology annotation, molecular function: serine-type endopeptidase activity; tripeptidyl-peptidase activity. Gene Ontology annotation, biological process: proteolysis. The transcript is spliced from 3 exons. Bases 1 to 1716 code for a protein of 571 amino acids. NCBI's taxonomy places the organism in Eukaryota, Fungi, Ascomycota, Sordariomycetes, Hypocreales, Cordycipitaceae.
AUGUAUGCUUCUCUACUGCCUCUUUUGGCCGCUCUGGCGGCCGCCUCUCCAGCAAACCUUCAGAUGACCCUGAAGCAGUCGCUUCCCACGAUCCCUCAGGGCUGGCAGGUCCAUUCGGAUGCUCCCGCCGACCAGAAGAUCAAUUUGCACAUUGGUCUCAAGGAACAGAACAUGGACCAGCUGCAGAAGCGUCUGCUGGAAAUGAGCCACCCUGAUCACGCCGAUUACGGCAAGCACAUGAGCAAGGCAGAAAUUGAUGCCCUGACGGCCCCUACCCAGGGGACUGUUGAGUCUGUCACCUCGUGGCUGUCUUCCCACGGGAUCGAAGCGGGUGAAGUCUCCAACGGCCUGAUGCCCGUAACGGUCAGCAUCUCUCAAGCUGAGAAGAUGCUUGGCACCAAAUACCACGUUUACCACCAUGCUGCCGAGGACAAGUACACAAUCCGUACUACCCAGUACAGCCUUCCUCAGGCUGUACACUCCGAGGUCAACAUGAUCCAGCCCACCACCAUGUUCAGCGACAUGGGCAUGAUCAACCGUCAGCUCACCGCUUCCAAAUCCGCUCGCAGCAAGUCUCCCAAGGCUCCCAAGUCCAAGCGGGCUCAGUGUGGUGGCUCUGUCAACCCUGCCUGUCUGCGAAGCUUGUACAACAUCAACUACACUCCCAGCAGCAGCAAGUCCCUUCUCGGUGUUGCCGGCUACCUUGAGGAAGUGGCCAGUCAAGAUGACUUGAGCAGCUUCCUUCAGGAGCAGAACAUUAAAAACGCCGGCAAGUUGUCUGUUGAGCUCGUGAAUGGCGGUACCAACGACGGUGAUGGCACCCUUGAAGCCGAUCUUGAUAUCGAAUAUACCGUUGGAUUGAGUGCUGGCAUUGAAAACGUCUUUUAUUCGACUGGCGGCCGCCCUCCGUGGAAGCCGGACUCUGGCAGCAACCCCAACAACAACACCAACGAGCCCUACCUGGACUGGCUAAACUACAUUCUCGCCAAGUCUAGUCUUCCUCAAACUAUCACUUCUUCUUAUGGUGAUGAUGAGCAGACUGUCCCCAAGGACUAUGCGGACAAUGUCUGUAACCUCUUCAUGAAGCUUGGCGCUCGUGGUGUCAGCUUCAUGUGUAGCUCUGGUGAUGGUGGUGUCUCGGGUGGCCAGCCUACCAACUGCCAAGCCAACGAUGGAUCUGGCAAGCGGAAGUUUCUUCCCACCUUCCCCGCCAGCUGCCCCUGGGUCACUGCCGUUGGUGGCACUACUGGUUCUCCCGAGACUGCCGCCAGUCUUUCGUCGGGUGGUUUCUCCGAGUACUACCCUGCCCCUAACUAUCAGACAAAUUCUACAUCUAGCUACCUGUCUCGCAUUGGCAAGCAGUACUCUGGACUAUACAACCCCAAGGGACGUGGUAUCCCUGAUGUUGCCGCUCAGGCCGAGUACUUUGAGAUUGUCACGAGCGGUUAUGACGAACACGCCAGCGGUACCAGCGCAGCUUCUCCCACUUUUGCUGCUGUUAUUGCACUCUUGAACGACUACCGCAUGUCGCAAGGCCGUGCUCCUCUGGGAUUCCUCAACCCCUGGUUAUACAGCAAGGCAACUUCCGGCCUCAACGACAUCACCUCGGGCUCCAACCCAGGAUGCAAUACGAAUGGUUUCUCUGCUUCUAGUGGCUGGGAUCCCGUCACCGGCCUGGGUACCCCCAACUUUGGCAAACUCAAGCAGACUGUCUAA